CUGAGCGGCGCCUUGCCCAGCCCACGUCUUCCUCUUCCUGCAUCCCGCCCAUCGCCGUCCGCGCCGCUGAAGCCUUCCUCUGCUUUCCCCUGUAACCCACCGUUACCAGCAUGCAGGUUUUCCAGUACCCCGAGGUGUAUCGCGACGACUCAUCCGUGCAAGAUUAUCAUGGCUGUAAAGUUAGCGACCCAUAUAACUGGCUUGAAGAUCCUGAUAGCGAACAAACAAAGGCUUUUGUUGAGGCACAAAAUAAGAUAACGGUGCCUUUUCUUGAGCAGUGUACUGUCCGAGGGCUAUUUAAAGAGAAGAUGACUGAUUUGUAUGACUACCCCAAGUACAGUUGUCAUUUCAGGAAAGGAAAAAGAUAUUUUCACUUUUAUAAUUCUGGACUUCAGAAUCAGCGAGUAUUAUAUGUACAAGAUUCCUUGGAUGCUGAUGCAAAAGUGUUUCUUGACCCAAAUAAGCUUUCUGAUGAUGGCACUGUGGCUUUGCGAGGUUAUGCUUUCAGUGAAGAUGGUGAAUAUUUUGCAUAUGGCUUGAGUUCCAGUGGGUCAGACUGGGUAACAAUAAAAUUUAUGAAGGUUGAUGGUGCCGAGGAACUUCCAGACACACUGGAGAUGGUAAAAUUCAGUUGCAUGGCUUGGACUCACGAUGGCAAGGGCAUGUUCUACAACAGCUACCCAAAGCAAGAUGGCAAAAGUGAUGGCACUGAGACGUCAACCAACCUGCACCAGAAGUUAUGCUAUCAUGUCCUGGGAACUGACCAGUCAAAGGAUGUUUUAUGUGCUGAAUUUCCUCAUGAGCCAAAAUGGAUGGGAAGAGCCGAGGUAUCCGAUGAUGGAGAAUAUGCUUUGCUCUCCAUACGGGAAGGCUGUGAUCCAGUGAACAGACUCUGGUACUGUAAUCUGCAGAAGGAAUCAAAUGGUAUAUCGGGUAUUCUUCAGUGGGUGAAACUGAUAGACAAUUUUGACGCAGAGUAUGACUACAUCACCAAUGAGGGAACUACGUUCACCUUCAAGACGAACCGUCAUGCUCCAAACUAUCAAUUAAUUAAUAUUGAUUUUAGUGAUCCUGAGGAAUCCAAGUGGAAAGUGCUGGUUCCGGAACAUGGGAGGGAUGUGCUGGAAUGGGCAGCUUGUGUUCGAUCCAACUUCCUCGUCUUGUGUUACCUCCAUGAUGUGAAGAACGUCCUGCAACUUUAUGACCUAGCAACUGGUGCCCAUCUCAAGACACUUCCAUUGGAUGUUGGCAGCAUUGUGGGAUACAGUGGUCAAAAGAAAGAUAGUGAAAUAUUUUAUCAGUUUACUUCCUUCUUGUCACCCGGUAUUAUUUACCACUGUGAUCUGACCAAAGAAGAACUAGAACCAAGAGUUUUCCGAGAGGUCACAGUGAAAGGAUUUGAUCCUUCAGCUUACCAGACGGUACAGGUUUUCUACCCUAGUAAAGAUGGCACUAAGAUCCCAGUGUUUAUUGUCCACAAAAAAGGAAUCAAAUUAGAUGGAUCUCAUCCUGCCUUCCUUUAUGGCUAUGGUGGCUUCAACAUAUCUAUCACACCAAGUUACAGCGUAUCAAGACUUAUUUUUAUAAGACACUUGGGUGGUAUUCUAGCUGUGGCUAAUAUCAGAGGAGGGGGUGAAUAUGGAGAGACCUGGCACAAAGGUGGGAUCUUGGCUAACAAACAAAACUGCUUUGAUGAUUUUCAGUGUGCAGCGGAGUAUCUCAUCAAAGAAGGAUAUACUUCCCCAAAGAAGCUAACUAUUAAUGGAGGUUCAAAUGGAGGCCUCUUAGUGGCUGCCUGUGCCAACCAGCGUCCAGAUCUAUUUGGCUGUGUUAUUGCUCAAGUAGGAGUGCUGGACAUGCUAAAAUUUCACAAAUUCACAAUUGGACAUGCCUGGACAACAGACUUUGGUUGCUCUGAUUAUAAAGAACAGUUUGAUUGGUUGUACAAAUAUUCCCCUCUUCAUAACAUCAAAGUACCAGAAGGAGACGGAGUCCAGUAUCCAGCCACCUUACUUCUUACUGCAGAUCAUGAUGACCGUGUGGUGCCUCUUCAUUCCCUGAAGUUCAUUGCUACUCUGCAGUAUAUUGUUGGUCGAAGCCCCAAACAAACUAAUCCACUAUUUAUCCACGUGGACACCAAGGCUGGUCAUGGUGCCGGGAAGCCAACAGCCAAGGUUAUUGAGGAAGCAUCUGACAUGUUUGCCUUUAUAGCAAGAUGCCUAAAUCUUGAAUGGAUAGAAUAAGCCAGUGCUGUCUCCAUUAUAAAUCAAGGGCUUUGACAGAAUUUUAAAAGAACAGGAACACUUCCUGUAGUACUUAAAUUUAAGAACUGCCACUCGCAGCCUCCCUUGAACUGCAUAACCUUUUUGCUUCAGUUGGGUUUGCCCCUCAUUUUAGUCCUCAACCAUAUGUUUUAAAUAGCAUGUUCUGAUAAAUAGAUGGAUUGGAGAGUAAUCUGUUAAUGUGCAUUCUUAGAGUCAAAGUUCUUGGUGAUGAUUUCAUACAAACCAAUUUUAAUGUACCUUUUUCUCCUUGUAAGCAUAUUUGGCUCACUUGUAAUUAAAUGUAAGUACUGUUCCAGUA
Varanus komodoensis (Komodo dragon) is the source of this 2583-nucleotide messenger RNA. It is a transcript of the gene PREP, whose product is annotated as prolyl endopeptidase. Gene Ontology annotation, molecular function: serine-type endopeptidase activity; oligopeptidase activity. Gene Ontology annotation, cellular component: cytosol. Gene Ontology annotation, biological process: proteolysis. The record is from RefSeq and is a predicted model, not a curated record. The transcript is spliced from 15 exons. The coding region runs from base 111 to 2243 and encodes 710 amino acids. Lineage: Eukaryota; Metazoa; Chordata; Lepidosauria; Squamata; Varanidae.